GGGGGCCUUAGGUAGAAGCAUUUGUGAACUGGACAAGACUAGUGACCAAGUCCCACACAUAGUGAACAUUUCUUUUAUAAGCACCGUGAGCAUGAGCAGAAUGCGUGAUCAAACGCUGUCGGUUGACACUUUUUUCUCUCACAAAGUGUCACUUUAGCAAAAUGGGGAAGUUGAUUGCAAACCGGAUUUGUCGGUACAAAGAGAAUGUGGACCAUAGCAGACAAAUCCCGGAAAGAGGACUUCCUCGCCACAUUUAUAUCUUGAUGACCCCAGAGAGACCAUGAGGCCGUUUCCGAAGUCUGUCAUGUCUCUGUGACUGAGUGAGCCCGUCGAUACAAGCCGUGGUCCCGCGCAGCCUGGCUCGAGCUGGGCCGUUACAAAAUCCGCUACCAUCUUCCAUGGUUGGAGACCAGUCGUAAUGGUAUUCAGAGUUAGGCAAUCAGUUCAGAACAAGGGCUAUUGCGUGGCAUGCGUGGGGGAUGAGUUAGUUGACAGUUCACAGCUGGGCUCUAUCGGUUGACGUUGACAAAGCACUGUAUCAUCAGCUGGCUUUCUUUGCUAAUCUCCUGGUCUUCAGCACCCACAGCCAAGAGAUGGAACAAUAGGCCAUCAUGAGCCAAGCCAAGAUUCUUGUUCCAUUUCACUGCCACAGCUUGUAGCUCAAAAUAAAGUGCUGUUACUCGAUGUGAACUUUCAGCAACAGAAGUGUCGUGAAGAGCCGAGGUGUCAUUGUACGGUGUGUGAAUUGCAGUGCAUGCUGCGUGCCGGGCGGGAGUGAAAGUUGGCGGCCUUCUAGCGGUGCGGGGUGUGUUUACGAACCCAGGGCCAAGAUGUCAUAUCUCUGCACGGAGUCGCUUAAGUUAGACGGUAGGCCAACGGUUAACGAAAUGGUGGUGGUGACUGCUGCAGUGCUAAGGUUAGGCGGUAGGUUGCGGUGUGUCACAAUCAUGCUGCCCUUUCUGUUGCUAUGGAUAUGCAUGCCUUGUACUCACUCAAUGUCUAUAGUUCAAACGGAACAAGAACAAUUUCUGAACGAAACCGGUCCCUCGAUACCAGACGCAACUUCAGUUAAAAACAUCCACAGCUCGAACGAUAAGCAAAGUCCACAGCAACUUGAGGAGCCGGCGAUAUCUGACGAUGGAAAUGUAUAUGACGAUGCGGCAGCACUCUUCGAAACCCAAGAGUUUCAGUUCGGCGAGACACGAAAGCUGUCCCACGCCGAAGCUAAGGCUGGAUGCUCCAACAUGUCCAGUGCCGAGGUCCUGAAGGGGCAGGUGGAUAAACUCCGCAACACUGCCAACGGGCAGGUGGACCUGGUCUUUUUGGUGGACAGUUCAGCCAGCGUCGGCAACACCAACUUCUUCAACGAACUCAAGUUCGUCAAGAAGCUCCUGGCCAGCUUCGAGGUGGCGGAGUGGGCCACGCGAGUCACCGUUAUCACCUUCGCUAGCCGCCACCGAGUGGUGGCCAACAUUGACCACCUGGGGGAACCCAGUCCCACCAAGCACAAAUGCUCCUUGCUGAAUGCCGAGUUACCGGGAAUAACUUACGUCGGCGGUGGCACCUUCACUCGGGGAGCGUUUCUGUUGGCACAGAAAGCGCUGUCAUCGCCGUUUGCUCGUCCCAACGCCACCAAGGCCGUGUUCCUCAUUACGGACGGCUAUUCCAACGGCGGCGACCCCCGCCCGAUCGCCCAAAACCUCGCCCGAAACAACGUGGAGAUUUUCACUUUUGGGAUCAAGAACGGCAACGUGAAAGAGCUGCACAUGAUGGCGACCGUACCCAAACGGCAGCACUGCUACAUACUGGAUACUUUCCAGGAGUUUGAAGCUCUGGCGAGGAGGGCACUUCAUGAAGAUCUACGUCUUGGAGAAUUUAUACUAGAGAGUGCAGGGCUGUGCUCGUCACUGUGCCCAGAAGGCGGCCACUGCUGUCACCCCUUGGCAACAUGUCGCUGUGGCACAACCAACGGCCAGUACGAAUGCAUAUGCCCGCAGGGUUACUAUGGAAGCGGGUUUGUCAACGGUUGCCAUGCAUGUCCUGCGGGUACGUACAAGCCCCGCGCUAUCCCGGGAGGCAUCAGUACCUGCAAGGCCUGCCCGGACCCCAACCACACCAGCGGGCCGGGGAGUAUCAGUGUGAAGGACUGCACAUGCCGGAGCGGGUACCAGGCCGUAAGCGGGGAGCCAGCCUGUCGGAUGAUGACUUGUCCUGUCCUAGCUCCGCCUACCAAUGGGUUCUUUGUCUCAGGCGAGUGUAGUAACACCAUUCACAGUGCCUGUGCCUUACGUUGUUCCCCCGGCUACGAGCUGAUUGGUCGGUCCAUCGUCAUGUGUUCUGCUGACAGUUCGUGGAGUAGCGAGCCAGCAACUUGCAGAGUGAAGAAGUGUCAGCCCCUCCAGCAGAUCUCAGGUGGAACAUUCCACUGCACAAGGGAUGACUUUGCCUUUGACACGGAAUGUACCACUCUGUGCAGCAGGGGUCAUAUCCUGGUAGGGUCCAAGAUGCGGAGGUGCUUACCGAUAGCCAGAUGGGAUGGCCUGCCCUCUGCCUGUCGAGCCGUGACCUGUCCCCCAUUGGAGCCUGUCCUCCAUACCUCCCUGCAGCCGGCCUCCUGUACUUCAGACAGGCAGACCUAUGGAACCGAGUGCGUCACAGUCUGCGAUCCAGGCUAUCAGCUGCAAGACGAAAGCCAGAGUGCACGGCAGUGCUUGGAGUCGGGCAUGUGGAGUCCGAAACCAGACCGACCGAAUGUCUGCCUUGACGUGACAACCCCAGAUAUCAUGUGUCCUGAUGACAUCACAGUCGACGCCAUCCCCGGCGACAGCGUCUCGAAUGUCUCGUGGGUGGGGCCACUGACUGUCGAUAAUUCGGGGGAGGUCCCUGCGGUGACCGUCACGCCGGCUGUCCGAUCUCCCUGGCUGUUCCCUAUAGGAGACACGUUCAUCACGUACUACGCGACAGACAAGGCAAGAAACAGCGGCAGCUGCAGCUUUGUCAUCUCAGUUAUUGACAGCCAGCCACCAGUCAUCGAGCAGUGCCGGUCACCAAACGUGGUCCUAGCCACUGAUGACCACAACCCGCAGGUGGCAUGGGAGGAGCCGCAAUUCUCGGACAACUCGGGCGGGCCAGUCACGGUGUCGCGCUCCCACACUCCUGGUCUGUCCCUGUCCUUUGGCACGACCAACGUGGAGUACAUCGCGCGGGACGAGACGGGGAACACCAAGAGCUGUCACAUUACAGUCAACGUUCAGCAAAGUGCCUGUGUGAUACCAGAAGACCCCCAGCAUGGCCGGGCCGACUGCACGUCUCUCGGCGGGGGAGUUGAGUGCACCCUGCGAUGCGAUGAUGGCUACGCGUUCCCCAUCGAACCGGAACCAGUCUAUCGAUGCUCGGAGGACGGCCGAUGGAGUCCCUCCCACGCCAUGCCUUGGGAAGACUGUUCUAAAAGAGAGAAUCCAGCAAACGCAACGCUUCCCGUGAGAUUCACAUUCCCUGUCGACUUCUGCAACCAGAACCUGGCAGACGAAAUGGCUGACAACAUACGAAGGAAUCACGAAAACAAGGCGGGACAGAUUUGCAGCGGACCAGUUGACUGUAGAUUUGCCGGGAUCCGUGUCAAUUGUCUGCCACAAGGAGGAACUAGAAGUUUAUCAGCGACUGUUGCUGAUCUCACCUCGUCACACGGUCAGCGGCAACAGCUGCGAGGAGACAUUAACUUCAAUCGGGAACAGUUUGAGAAACUGCAGCAAUUUCCAGGCGUCUUGGUGGACAUGAAUAUCACCGGUCAACUCAGUUUUCCAGAGGGAGAAACAUCAGUUGACGAAGACGCCUACCAGGAGCUCCGCUCUUCCCUUUCCAGCGCGUCCAACUCCCUGGUGCAGUCGGUGAUUGUGGACGACAGCAUCCCUUCGGGAAUGGGAGCGCAGCUUGAUGCCAACUCAAUUGUCGUGCUGCCGAGCGAAACGAUACCUAUGUGCCCGCCAGGGAAUGUCGUUGGGCAACACCAAUGCUUGCGAUGCGCUGCCGGUACGUUCCUCAAUGGGCAGACCAGGGAGUGCGAACGCUGCCCUCAGGGGUCCUACCAAGACCAGUUCGGCCAGAUACAGUGCAUCGCCUGUCCCCCCGGUACAUCAACAGCCAAAGGCAGAGCAGAGUCAGUGCAGGAUUGUAAAGAUAUAUGCAACCCGGGCAGCUCUUCCAACACAGGCUUGGAGCAGUGCGAGGCCUGCCCCAAAGGAUCUUACCAACCCCUCUCUGGUAGCACAGACUGUUUGCCUUGCCCCUCCGGUACCUCGACCCUUAAAACAGGUUCCUCCAUCGUUAAAGAAUGUGCAGAACCAUGCAAGUCAGGGUAUGUGUCAAGAAGUGGUCUGGUCCCCUGCCUUCCCUGCCCAGAUGGCUACUUCCAGCCUGGGAUUAGCAAGACCUCCUGCUAUAAAUGUCCCCAGACUACCUUGGCCAACAGCGCAGUGUCAACCUGGGAAGAUUGCAUUGGACCCAACAUUGAGAGUUUUAACAUCAGUAGCUUGGAGGUUUUACCCUACAACGAUUGUUUUUCUGAUCCGUGUGCCAAUGGAGCAACCUGCCAGCGUGUUUCUGCUGGUUAUGUGUGCAUCUGCAGGCCUGGUUACACGGGUAUAACCUGCGAUACAGAGAUUGAUGACUGUGAGAGCACACCUUGUGAGAACGGGGGCAGCUGCCGGGAUGGUCUCAACGAUUUCAGCUGUGUCUGCCCUGAAGGAUACCAAGGGAAGACAUGCAGCGUUGACAUCAAUGAAUGUCAGCACAGUUCCUGCCAACAUAAUGGAACCUGCUUAGAUGGCCUAGCCAGCUAUCACUGUGUCUGCCCUAGGGGAUAUGCAGGUGACCUCUGUGAGCAUGAGGUCAACGAGUGCCUGUCGGACCCAUGCUACCAUGGCGCCCGCUGCGUGGACGGCCUGGCCAGCUUCAGCUGCGACUGCCGGCCUGGCUACCAUGGCACGUUCUGUGAGAUGGAGACGAACGAAUGCGAGAGCAGGCCGUGCAUGAACGGCGCAACGUGUCACGACCUGGUAGCAAAUUACAGAUGUGAAUGCAAGUCUGGUUUUAACGGCGUCCACUGUGAGACAGACAUUGAUGAGUGUGUGUCAUCGCCUUGCCAGUUUAACGGUACCUGUCAAGACGAUGUUAACGGCUAUCAAUGCAAUUGCCAGCACGGCUACACUGGUGACAUGUGCGAAAUAGAAUUACCGUGGGAUUUCAACCUGUUGUUUGAGCACCUGAGCACCACGGACUAUGUCAUGAUAGACCGUGCCUUACCAGAUCUAACGGAGGUGACUGUUGCCUUCUGGAUGCGAUCUGAAGACACUAACUACGGCUCCCCGUUCUCGUACGGAGCUGUGGACGGAUACGGCAACCAGCUAAGCAAUGCGUUUACGUUCAUGGACUACAGCGGCUUUGUUCUAUACGUCAACGACUCGAGACACGUCUCGGACGUGACUGCCAACGACGGCGUGUGGCACCACGUUGCAGUCACAUGGUCCAGCAUUGACGGAGAGUGGGUCAUCUACAAAGACGGGGAUGUGGUGGAUUGGGGGGAGGGGCUUGCUGAGGGGGCUGUCAUUCCAGGCGGUGGGGUGUUCGUCCUGGGCCAGGAGCAAGAUUCCAUCGGCGGCGACUUUGCCAGCUCCGAAGCCUUCGUCGGCGAGUUGACCCUCCUGCACGUCUGGGCCCGCGUGCUGAGCAGCCGGGAGAUCGCCGGCCUGCUGCGGGACUGCCACAGACCUGACCUAGAGGGCGCUGUGCUGGCCUGGCCCGACGUACUGCUGAACAUCUACGGAGAGGUUCGACAGGUGAAAAACGACUUCUGCAAGGGAUGCUACGCCCCGUUCCAUCCCAAGAACGGUUACUACACGGGGUACCAGACCGGCUCCCAACACAACGUGGUGUAUUAUGAAUGCGAGUCUGGCUUUGAAGUGGACAGCAGAAUGUACAAUUAUUCCACAUGUCAGAUCUCGGGAGACUGGAUGCCAUACGAACCUCCCAUAUGCCGACGCAUAUUGUGUCGGUUUCCGGACCUAAUUGAAAAUGGUGAGAUCGUUGGUACAAAAUCCUCGUACGAGUCCCAGAUAAGCUAUAUAUGCCGUGACGGAUACACUUUAAUCGGACCUGCCGUCCGUGAGUGUCUGGAAACCAGGGAAUGGAGUGGGUACCAGCCACGCUGCGAAGUUGUUUUAUGUGGCAGUGUCCCCGAGAUUCCAAAUUCAGACUAUUUCAAUUACGAAGGAGGAUCUGACGUUUCCUCCCAGGCAGUAGUGUACCGCUGCAGAGACGGUUACCAGCUUCAGGGUCAGGGUAUCGUCACCUGCGGCCCGGACGGAGAGUGGAGCCAACUCCCAGAAUGCCUUGCCAUCAUUUGCAGCCAACCGGAACGGAGCCCGCAUUCCUCUUUCACACUGUCGAGGGGCUACGUGCUCGGAGACCAAGUGACGUAUACCUGUUAUGCAGGGUACCAGUUGAUCGGUAACGCCACAAGGACGUGUCUACCGGAUGCUUCGUGGUCGGACACCAGUCCUAAAUGUGUGCCCAUUCAGUGCGGAGCACCGCCUAAUAUAACAUUUGCGACGUACAGUUUGACCGGGCUUACGCUCGGAAGCGUUGCCCAGUACUCGUGCCUGGAAGGCUACCAAAUGCAUGGCACCGGUUCCCUGCAGUGUGUUGAAAACCUCAAGUGGGUAGGGGAAUAUUUAGCGUGUCUACCCAAGCCCUGUCCGGAUAUCGAACGACCUUCUCACGGUGAUCUAAUCGGAGAUUUGUUCCAGUACGGAGAAACUGUGACGUUCACAUGUAAUGCGGGAUACCAGUUGGACGGACCAAGUACCACAUUAGAAUGCCUUGCAAGUGGAUUUUGGAAUGAUAGCUUACCAGUUUGCGAGCCUGUUCUAUGCGGGCUCCCUGACAAGAUACCAAAUGGCUAUUACAACGGGGAACACUUCGAGUUUGGGGGAGUUGUCGAAUAUCGCUGUCAACUUGGCUUUAAUCUGAUUGGCCAGCUUGUGCGGUCAUGUGACACGGACGGCCAAUGGAAUGGAUCCGCCCCUCAUUGUGAGCGAGUCACAUGUGAUUCUCCUCCCACGAUUCAAAAUGCAGAUUUAGUUUCAAAAGAUCAGGAUGUGUAUUAUUACCCAAGUAAUGUUACCUUCCAAUGUCGCGCCGGAUACACGCUUCAAGACGGUAGGGGUACACUAUCGUGUGGUUUGAACGGUACCUGGCAAGGCGAACAAGAAAUGUGUGAAACCGUGACCUGUAUGCGCCUUGGGGGGCUUCUCAACGGCAGGCUUGUACGGACUGGGCACAACUUUGAGGACACGGCGACGUACUUAUGCCACGAGGGGUUUUACUUGGUUGGGAAUUUGACCCGUGUUUGCCAGGCCGAAGGCCAGUGGUCCGGCGUGGACUCGCGUUGCCUGCCGAUCUCAUGCCCGCGACUUCCCGACGUAGCCCACGCGAAAUUCACCGUCAAGGCUCGGAACGAGUCUUUCGCAGACGGAUCCCAUCCGUACAGAACUAAGGUACGCUAUCGGUGCGACCCCGGGUACCAGUUAGACGGGGACCAGGAGCUCCGCUGCGCCGUCAGUGGCGAGUGGUCAGCUGCGCUGCCCUCCUGCCAGCCAAUCGGAUGCCACGAUUUGCCGAUUCCGUCUCACGGAGCAAUAAACGGGGACGAUCAAACCUACAACAAGUCUGUUACCUACACCUGUGAGACCGGAUACCGGCUACUUGGGAAACCAGUCAGGACCUGUCUGGCUGAUGGUACGUGGAGCGGGGAUUUCCCUAUAUGCAAGAUGGUCAUCUGCGGUGAACCACCAAGACCGGAGAACGGUAGAUUUACAGGGCACAAUUUCUUGUACAGGGGCGUUGCUGAUUACUGGUGCAACCAGGGAUACAUUCUAAAUGGAACAUCCACCACAUCAUGCCUAUCCACCGGUCUCUGGAGUUCACCUCCGCCGCUGUGCCAACCAAUUGACUGUGGACCACCACCGGCCAUCGUCAACACCACACACACGGUAAACUCCACCCUGUUUGGUUCCCUGGCUUACUACGCAUGCCAGGAAGGGUACAGGUUGGAUGGGAGCCCGACUCUAGAGUGCCGAUGGAACGGGGAGUGGAUGGGCGGGGCCUCCAUCCGAUGUACACCAAUGAUUUGCAAUGACCCGCCUCCAAUGGAAUUUGGAUUUACAAAGGAUAUGGAUUACUACGUCGGCGACACAGCUGAGUACGCUUGCAUCGAGGGCGCUCUUUUACAUGGCAACGGUCUCGUGACAUGCCUGCCGAAUCGUACAUGGAGUCGGCCAACCGGCGUCUGUAGGAUAAUCACAUGCCCGGAGCUCGUAGCGCCUAGUCAUGGAGCUGUGUUCUCCCCACUAAUAACAAACGGCAGUGUGGCAGUUUACACAUGCGACGAAGGUUACGUCAUAAACGGGACAUCAAACUUAACGUGCACAGAAAGCAGCACGUGGAAUCACUCACCACCAGAGUGCAGGCCAGUGACGUGUCCAGUGCCGUCAAUCCAAAACGGCACAGCUGCGUUUUCCGGACACCAGUACUUAGACAAGGUGUCCUAUAACUGCGACAGGGGAUUUCGGCUUGAGGGCGACACGGAGCAGAACUGCCUGGCUAAUGCGACAUGGAGCGGUGAGACGCCACUUUGCAAGUUAAUAUCUUGUGGGGUUCCUGAUUCGACUGAGAAUGGGUUUGUGACAGAGACGGAGAUUUUUUACGAAGGAGAGGUGACGUAUACUUGCCGUGCUGGAUACCAGUUACAGGGGACACCCACACGUUCCUGUUUGAGCAGCGGGAUUUUGAGUGGCGAGACACCAGUGUGUGAAGUCAUUACCUGCGCUGCGCUUCCGAAGAUAAAAAAUGCUGUGCCAUCUGGUAGUAAUUCAACUUACGGCAGUCUGGUGUCCUAUCUCUGCCUGGAGGGAUUCUAUGCUGAGGACAAUAUAACUCUGGAAUGCCUGGCCAAUGGCUCAUGGAGCCGGACUGACUCAGAGUGUCUUCCAGUGUCGUGUGGCAGCCCGAGUGAAAUUGAAAGUGGGGAUAUUUCUCAAAACAAUGGAACCACUUUUGGGAGUGUAGUUUCAUACCACUGUCGAGAAGGCCACGUCAUGGAAGGGACCUCUUCUGUCGCGUGCCAAGCUAACGGUCAGUGGGGGAAAGUGCAGCCAGUUUGUAAGCCUGUGGUGUGUGGACCUCCGCCCAGAGUUGAAAAUGGGGACGUGACGUCAACUUCCCAGAGCUACCUCUCAAGUGCUGUGUACGCUUGUCAAAUUGGAUACAUACUGAUUGGCCCUGACACUGCAACCUGCUUGAGUAAUGGUUCAUGGAGCUAUGGCGAGAUAAGAUGUGAGCCGAUAUCAUGUGACCGACCUGAGCCAAUCAGUCAUGGUCGUUGGGCUGCCAGUAGCUUUGCACUGGGAGAAAGGCUGUCAUAUAUGUGCGACUUGGGUCACGAUCUUGUGGGAAGGUCAGAACGUACUUGUACGGUGACUGGUGACUGGAGCGGGGAACCACCCAUCUGUCGACCAAUCAAAUGUCCGACUCCUCCCGAGUUGACCAAUGGUGUUGUCCUUUCUGCGGGAAACCUGCAGUAUCAGAGCAAGGUGCUGUAUGGAUGCGACGUCGGUUAUGUGCCGUCUACCAGCGAGCUUUCUAGGACGUGCCAAGCCGAUGGUACAUGGAGUGUUUCAGAUCUAGCUUGCUUGCCAAUCUCGUGCGGUCCACCCCCUCAUGUGGACAACACAUUUGUCCCACGGCCACCCAGUCUUACGUACAAUACUUCCAUCGUAUACCACUGCGGUAGUGGGUACCAGCCACAAGGAUUACCGGUUGUGACAUGCCUUGCGGACGGAUCGUGGAGCAUCCCACAGUUCCAAUGUAACCCAAUCAAUUGCGGCAACCUUGGUGAAAUUGAAAAUGGUAAAGUCGGUACUGCGAAGACGACCUUCAACUCCCUGGCUGUGUACAGCUGCGAUGAAGGCUACACACUCCAUGGGCCUGGUGCACGCCGCUGUCUUGCCCAGCGAGCGUGGAGUGACACGGCACCAACCUGCAAACCGGUACCAUGCGGCAUGCCACCGAGUAUCCGCAACGCAGUGCACAUCAACACCGACAUCUCGCUCACCGUGGCAGAUCAUGUGUUUGGUGCCGUCGCUCAGUACACCUGCGUGGAAGGCUACAAGAUGGCUUCCAGCGACACCCUCGUCUGUCAAUCUAGCGGGACUUGGAACACCACCAACAUGUCCUGCGAGAUCAGGCACUGUCCUCCACCCACGGCAAUCGACAACGGACAAGCCAUCGGAGACACCCACACGUUCCGCUCGACUGUCCACUACACCUGCGACGCCGGCUAUGAAAUCACCGGCAGCGCAAACCUCACCUGUCUCGCCGACGAAACCUGGCAUCCGUCUACCCCGAACUGCACUCACAUCUCCUGCCCCGAAAUCAUCGCCUCGCCCGAUACUACGAUAUCCGGUAAUGGCCACAGAUACCAAGAUACUCUUGCCUUCCGCUGCAAGAACGACUUACAACUUCACGGCGCGCGGCAGCUCAGAUGCACGGCGGACGGAACCUGGGAUCAGCCCCUCCCCACCUGCGCGCCCAGGUCAUGCAGCUGGCCAGUGAAAAUAGACAACGGGGUUGUGUUUGGUCAUCGGUAUCAGCCGGGAGACACAAUCAGCUACCGCUGCUUCAGUGGGUAUCUCCUAGACGGUCCCAGCAGCAGGAAAUGCCUGCCAGACUACAGAUGGAACGGCAGAGAUCCUAAAUGUGUCAGGCUUAACUUGUCAUCAGCCCUGAAUCACUCCCCAGUCUGCAUCUUCCCAUGUCUGCACGGAGGGACCUGCAUAGCUCCUUAUCAAUGCAACUGCCCUUACGGCUUCGCUGGCUCCAGAUGUGAAACAGAACUGUGUACAAGUCGAUGCAUCGGAAACGCAAGGUGCACAGAUAGGCAUCCGGGCUGCAAGUGACCACAGUAGACCAUACAACUUGAGGAUUGUAAUUGUAACUUAUUAUUCCAACGCAAGUGUAAAAAAAAAAAAUCUGUUUUAUUUAUCUUGUAGAUAAAGCAUUGUUAGUGCCAGUUAACUCUUGUGUCAUUAUUGUUACACACACACAUUAAGUGAAGAAGACUUUGAAUUUGAUUGCAUAGUUGCGGCAAAAGCAGGUUUUCUACCCGGUUAGAGCGCUGGACUGUGCAGAAGCCGUGUUGGAAUCUUGCUAAUGUGAAAGGUGUUACCGGAAUCUCCGUGUUGGAUCAACACAAAGAUUUUGGAUAGUGUUAAAGCUAUAGUCCAUCAUUUGCAGCUGUCCGAAAAG
Patiria miniata (bat star) is the source of this 11361-nucleotide messenger RNA. Its product is annotated as sushi, von Willebrand factor type A, EGF and pentraxin domain-containing protein 1-like. Gene Ontology annotation, molecular function: calcium ion binding. The transcript is spliced from 32 exons. The record is from RefSeq and is a predicted model, not a curated record. The coding region runs from base 831 to 11012 and encodes 3393 amino acids. NCBI's taxonomy places the organism in Eukaryota, Metazoa, Echinodermata, Asteroidea, Valvatida, Asterinidae.